ACAAUGUAACACCAGCCGGUGUUGUGUUUCGUGGAUGAGCGGCGAUAAGCACUUGCUGAUCGUCAGCAACGGAUACCACUAUACAGCGCGUUACUGUUUGCUGGGUUUGUUGUUGCCGAUUUACAUGAGGAGCGGAGUUGUGCGACGAUAGCCAAUUUUAUUAAGGCCAUGGAAUAACCUGCUGCUGAUCAUCAAAAACGUCUUACAAGCAAUUUCUUGCAUAUCGUCUAUGGAUUUGUCAGAAUCUGUCAGAGUGAAAAACAUGGAGUUAAAUGCAAGACGGCGUUCAUCGGUACUCCGCAGCAAAAACGGUACGCGACACAUCCGAACUGAUGAGCCAAAAAUUGUGACAACAUUAACGGAAGAAAUAACCAUAGAAGAAGAAGAACCGCCGAAAAAGAACUGGUGGUUGGCGACCGUGGUGUUAUUACUAGAAGUGACUCUCGCCAUCUGCGAAGCACAGUUCACAUCCAUUGGAUUCACUAACCACAACUUCACAGCUCCCCACUUUUACACAGAAUGCCGGUUUAUAUCUCGUUCACUGGCGUUUCCCUUGGUGAUCGUUAUUGUAUUAGUUAUGAAUAUAUUUUCUACAAAAAAGAAAAACCUCCAACUGUUUUUCAGAAAAUGUGCAAGUAUCUCCGGUAAAGAGGGACUGACGGUGAAAAACUUUUUCAAAAAGUACACGCUGCCCACAUUAACUACGGCUGGAACCGGUGCGACGUACAUUGUAGCGCUGAUUUAUAUUCCGCCAACGGUCACGUCGGCCUGCUAUACAUCAUGUGUGGCGAUUUCCUAUGUGCUUUCUCUGGUGUUCCUAAAGCAAAAGCACUUCAUUUUUAAGAAGCUAUCGGGUUCUUACGCAUUACAUAUUAAAGAGCUAAAGCUUUACUCUUUCUGCAGACUUUAUUCGUGUGUUUGUCCUUUGCCGGAAUGGCCUUGGUGGCAUACUCCACAACAACCGGCGUCCAAAUUCGCAGUGAUGCGUAUGUAUAUCGGCGUUAUUGUCAUCAUCAUAUCCUGUUUUCUGUUGUCGUUUCAUCAAUUGUUUUACGUGAAAUCAUUUCCGGACGCUGAUCCCUACCAAGCAGCAUUCACCUGUACGAUCAUGUUUGCCACGGCCGCUCUGCUUUACUGGCCCGUUCCCCUGGCUCUACGUCUGCAGGAACAAGAAGUGUGGGAAUGGAGCACUGUACCGUGGCCAUACGUUUUCGGAGGAAUGUUUGCAUCUUUAGGUGUGGCUUUUCUAUAUGCGUUUUGUUUAGCCAUAUCCAGCCCAUUUUUUAUUUCGCUGGGCGAGCUACUGAAUCUAUGCGUUACCGGACUGGUGGAUUAUUUUCUACGUGAUAUACCAUUAUUCCCGCUGCAAAUAGUGGGCUCGGCGUUGAUCGGUGUGGCGUUUAUUGCAUUGUUAAUACCCGACCGGUUCAUAUCCCUGGAUUUGAAGCGCUUCAAAUAUGUGUCGAAGAAAACGUUGGUGACCCAUCCCCCAUUGCACACUACGGACUCCGUUGUGGCUAUUGUAGAACGGAGUGAAUCGCUGGCGUCGGUUGGGGAAGCGCAAACUUAAUAAUCUGAUAUCAACGUAUUACGGUUAUGUGAUACCGCGUGAUAACGUAGCCAAAAAUGCAAAUGCAGUUCUUUACUAAAUAAUUUUCCAAAUCCAUCGAGCGUGUUACUGUAUUACGAUAAUUUAAACAAUCUUUUAUAAGUGCUAUAUUAAUCACUUGCACGUUGGGUAAUAAAAAUGUGAUAUAAUUGUAAGGUGAACCGCAGU
This is a messenger RNA of Paramacrobiotus metropolitanus, 1777 nucleotides long. RefSeq lists its product as uncharacterized. The record is from RefSeq and is a predicted model, not a curated record. The transcript is spliced from 7 exons. Lineage: Eukaryota; Metazoa; Tardigrada; Eutardigrada; Parachela; Macrobiotidae. The coding region runs from base 230 to 1570 and encodes 446 amino acids.